UUAACAGCAAAGAUUAGCCUCGUCUUCCUUAUCUCUUUCCCUCCAACAAUUUCUGGAUUUCAAUAACAAUUGUUCGGGAGGGUGUUGAACAUUCAACAUGUACACGUUGAUGUCAACGCCUCUCUGCAACUAUGGCGUCCCUUUACCAACAUUUUUCAUUCUGAAACACAUCAACAACACCAACCCCAAGUUUCUCAGCUUUAGAAAACCCUUGCAAAUCCAUGCCGAUGCAACAAACGAAGUCGAUUCCCAGACUGGAACGCUCGAGGAAGAACCCAAAAAAGAAACUUUAGAAUCUGAACCCAGAAAUGAGGGCCAAAACAUCUCCAGUUCCCCUAAACCCCUUGACAAGGACCUCAAAAGGUUGUUUCAAAAGACUGCUGCAACCUUUGCACCGCGGGCUUCAACAGCUACAAAAAACCCUGCUGUUCCGGGAACUGCCUUGUACACUGUUUUCGAAGUUCAAGGCUAUGUGUCGUUGCUGCUGGGUGGAGCUUUGUCUUUCAAUCUCAUAUUUCCAUCUAAUGAGCCUGAUAUUUGGAUUGAUGGGGAUGUGGUCCAUUUGGAUGUUCAGUGAGUUCAUUGCCUUGUCUGUUUCACCUUGUUCUAUAAACAACAUAAUCAACAUGCUAAUAUGGCUGUUUCUUUGCAGCUAUUCCUUCGCUUCGAGCUCGGGACUUCGAAGAACGAAAAGGAAGCUCUUAAUUAUCUGUUCCUUAUCAUCCCCUUGAUCAAUGUUAUAAUCCCUUUCUUUUGGAAGUCUUUUGCAGUUGUCUGGUCUGCAGACACUGUAGCCUUCUUUGCCAUGUAUGCCUGGAAGCUUGGAUGGCUACAGGAAACAGAGUAGGAAUUGUGCGCACUGGCCUUCACUUGGUUCAAUGGUGCUAUCAUACUUGAUUGAUUCUCUGUUUUAAAGCUCAUGAUGGAUCCGAGAUACAUGCAGAUUAUACAUAUUAAAGAGGCAGAGUGUGCAAUUGUUUGACCUGAGAAAGAAAUGGACUCCUCCUGGAAAUGUACUUACAAAUUCAUAUCAGUUAAUGUAUACUCUUGGAAUCUGGCCUCACUGCUAUUUCUCUUAUUUCAUAUGAAUUUCAAGCUCGUAAUUGUUUCUCAAGAUAUAUGUGUACACUCAAAGUCCUUGUGAGGAAAUUGAAAUUUCUG
Messenger RNA from Hibiscus syriacus, 1161 nucleotides. RefSeq names its product protein RESISTANCE TO PHYTOPHTHORA 1, chloroplastic-like. The transcript has 3 exons. The record is from RefSeq and is a predicted model, not a curated record. Gene Ontology annotation, biological process: defense response. Lineage: Eukaryota; Viridiplantae; Streptophyta; Magnoliopsida; Malvales; Malvaceae. The coding region runs from base 98 to 577 and encodes 159 amino acids. Gene Ontology annotation, cellular component: chloroplast.